AUGUCGACCGUAGAGGACGAUAAGAAGCCUUCCGGUGGCGAUUCAGCCGCGCACAUCAAUCUCAAAGUCAAGGGCCAGGAUGGAAAUGAGGUGUUCUUUAGGAUCAAGAGAAGCACUCAACUGAAGAAGCUUAUGAAUGCUUACUGUGACCGUCAAUCAGUGGAUUUCAACUCCAUUGCUUUUCUGUUUGAUGGCCGGCGCCUCCGAGGGGAACAGACUCCAGACGAGCUGGAAAUGGAGGAUGGUGACGAGAUAGAUGCAAUGCUCCAUCAGACUGGAGGUUUCACUGAUUAA
This is a messenger RNA of Striga hermonthica, 294 nucleotides long. NCBI's taxonomy places the organism in Eukaryota, Viridiplantae, Streptophyta, Magnoliopsida, Lamiales, Orobanchaceae. The record is from the annotation of a GenBank genome assembly.